AUGGUUGCCCAUGAAAUAGUUUGCGCUGGAGUAAGGAGAAGGAUUGGAAAUGGGGAAAAAACUCUGAUCUGGGGACAUCCCUGGUUGCCUGAUGAUCCAAGUCCUUUAAUACAGACAGAAAUGCCUGAGGAACUGCGUGAGGCAAGGGUUGUAGGCUUGAUUGACCAACAGACGAAAACAUGGGAUCCUCAUAUUUUAAGUGAUUUAUUUGAACCUGAUGAUGUGGCCCGGAUAUAUAGGAUCCCUGUAAGCCCGGAAUAUGAAGACUCGUGGUAUUGGUUUAAGGACCCAAGGGGUGAAUAUUCUGUUAAAAAUGCAUACAGGCAGAUUGUUGGAAAUUAUGAAAAUAAUUCGGGUACCUUUGAUAAGUGGAUCACAUUGUGGAAGUUGAAAGUCCCGCCCAAAUGGAAAACCUUUUUGUGGAGAGCCUUAUGUGAUAUCCUCCCAACCACAAACAACCUGAUUAUAAAGAGAGUAGAAGUUGAUCCUACAUGUCCAAUGUGUGAUACAUCUCAUGAGAAUGUUAUGCAUACAUUAACUUCUUGUGAUUAUUCUAGAAUUGUUUGGAAUAUUUCGGGUUUGCCUGUUACAAAUAUUAUUGCUGCUACUUUUCCAGAAUGGAUAAUGGGUGCUAUGGCCAACUUAACGGAGGAGCAAUUUGCCACACUGGUAGGAGUUCUUUAUCAUUUAUGGAAUGCCCGAAACGAAGCUGUGUGGAACAGAGCAUUACCGCCACCUCCCGCUACAUGGAGACGUGCGGCCGCGGCAAGAACGGCGUAUACCCAGGCACACUGCCCGAGCAGUGUUCCACCAGCGCAGCAGCCUCCACCGGUGCUUCACGGACGGCCGCGGUGCUUCUUCGACGGAGGAUUUCGGCCGCAGACGGGAGACGCGGCUUAUGGCGUAGUAUUACUCCACCCGGAUGGUUCAUUCAAGGCCGCAACAAAUGACAAACUCAUGGCUUGUUUGUCACCUCUUAUGGCGGAGGCCCUAGCAUGCAAAGAAGCGUUAUCUUGGCUCAAGGAGCGGAACGAACUUGAUGUGGAUAUGCUGACUGAUUGCACACAACUACGACAUCACUUGCUAUCUAGUCCUACGACCAUCCUAUCUUAUGAAGGAGUGGUGGAGGAUCAAUGUCGGGCAAUUAUGGCCCUUUUUACGUAUUGCUCUUUUAAUAUUGUUUCUAGACUAGUUAAUGUUAGUGCUCAUACUUUAGCUACACUAGCUUUUGAUCAGGAACACUCUAUGUAUUGGGACUAUGUCCCUCCUGACUGCUUGAUUCCUUUCAUUAAUUAA
Messenger RNA from Ipomoea nil (Japanese morning glory), 1296 nucleotides. RefSeq lists its product as uncharacterized. The record is from RefSeq and is a predicted model, not a curated record. Gene Ontology annotation, molecular function: RNA-DNA hybrid ribonuclease activity; nucleic acid binding. The transcript has a single exon. The coding region runs from base 1 to 1296 and encodes 431 amino acids. NCBI's taxonomy places the organism in Eukaryota, Viridiplantae, Streptophyta, Magnoliopsida, Solanales, Convolvulaceae.